AUGAUAUCCAACAACUUGAAAAACAAACAUGCGUUAAUUGAACUCGCUCAGAGCUGGGCCAUUUGUAACGGAUUUAUUCUAAAGAGUCAACGAGGAGCUUCCUUUCAGUCGGAUCCCAUUCCUUUCACUCUCACACCAACACCAAUUCCGAGAAAAGCAUUCGAUAAAGUAGUUACUAUUGCUCCUUUAUUGAAUACUCUUGUUGAUCGAAUGAGUAGAGAUUCUGAAUUCAUCAAUCAAUCCUUGAAUCAAGUCGCACAAUAUGAUGAUUUUGUCAAACGCCUUCUUCAAAUUUACAAUGAAACCAUUCCCAACACUCGUUCCAGCUAUCAGCUAGCCAUUCACCGAUCCGAUUACAUGCUUCACGUGGAUGAAAAGAGUGGAGAACACAUUCCUCAACAAGUAGAGCUUAAUACCAUUUCAUCUGCGUUUGGAGCUCUCGGAGCAACUACUCAUAAACUACAUUCCUAUCUUCAACAAUAUAGAACAUGGCUUGCGAGUGAUUAUCCAGAAGCACCUCUUCAACCCAAUCCAUCUCUUGAGAAUAUCGUGAACGUGAUGCAGUUGGCUCAUCAAACCUUUUUGAACAAUCAUGGUUUGAAUGGAACCACUCAUCAAGAAUUCUCUCAACAACGAACAGGGCCCUAUUUCAUCUUGUUUGUGGUUCAGGAUGGAGAGAGAAAUAUCGGAGAUCAGAAACCCUAUGAGCACAUGCUUUUGGAAAAGUAUGGAGUGUUUGUAUUGAGAAGAAGUAUGAAGGAAUUGAUUGGAAAUGUUGAGUUGAUUCGGGAUGAUGCUGCAACCCAUCAACCUCUACUAUUAGUUGAGAAACAACAUUUGGUGAGUGUGGUCUACUUUAGAUCGGGUUACACUCCUGAUGAUUAUCCAACGGAGGGUGAGUGGGAAGUGAGAAGAAUGAUUGAGGCAUGCGCGGCCAUCAAGUGUCCUUCUGUGGGCGUGCAAUUGGUUGGCACUAAAAAGAUUCAGCAAAUCAUGUAUGAUGAUGCAGUGUUGGAAAAGUUUUUGAGUAAGCAAGAGGCACAAUCUGUGAAACAAGUGUUUACAGGAAUUUACUCAUUGGAAGAUACACAAUCGAUUGAGUUUAUUAGGGAUGCAUUUGAACACUCGGAUGAUUAUGUGCUAAAGCCACAACGAGAGGGAGGAGGUAAUCUUGUCUACGGAGAGACCAUGAAAAAUUAUUUGGACAUUCUUCUGAAUCAUCCCAAUCAUGAACAAUAUGCAGCCAUCAAGUAUACCUAUAUUUUAAUGAGAAAAAUCAAACCUCAACUUCACAAAAAGGACAUUAUAAGACAGGGACAAGUUUCUUCUGGUGACUGUAUUAGUGAGCUUGGUAUUUAUGGAAUCUUUUUGGGCGAUGGUAAGGAAGAGUUGAAGAACAGUCAUGCCGGCUACUUGUUGAGAACCAAAUUAGCGACUUUUCAAGAUGGAGGAGUGGCCUCAGGUGUUGCCUCAAUGGAUUCUAUUUAUCUUUGUGAUUAA
Messenger RNA from Naegleria lovaniensis, 1500 nucleotides. RefSeq lists its product as uncharacterized. The record is from RefSeq and is a predicted model, not a curated record. Gene Ontology annotation, cellular component: cytosol. NCBI's taxonomy places the organism in Eukaryota, Heterolobosea, Eutetramitea, Acrasida, Naegleriidae. The coding region runs from base 1 to 1500 and encodes 499 amino acids. Gene Ontology annotation, molecular function: ATP binding; glutathione synthase activity; glutathione binding. Gene Ontology annotation, biological process: glutathione biosynthetic process. The transcript is spliced from 2 exons.